AUGGCCGACCGAUACUCCUUCUCCCUCACGACCUUCUCUCCCAGCGGAAAGCUGGUCCAGAUCGAGUAUGCCCUCAACGCCGUCAACCAGGGUAUAACUGCCCUUGGCAUCAAAGCCACGAACGGUAUCGUCCUCGCCACCGAGAAGAAGUCAUCCUCGCCCCUCGCCGACCAGAGCUCCUUGUCCAAGAUCAGCAACAUCACUCCUAACAUCGGUAUGGUGUACUCCGGCAUGGGACCCGACUACAGAAUCCUGGUGGACCGCGCGCGCAAGGUCUCGCACACCGGCUACAAGCGCAUCUACAACGAGUACCCUCCCACCCGGAUAUUGGUGCAGGAUGUCGCCCGUGUCAUGCAGGAGGCCACUCAGUCUGCCGGUGUCCGACCCUACGGCGUGAGCCUGUUGGUCGCUGGAUGGGACGAGGGCAUCGAGCCUGAGGAGGAGGAGGAUUCCGACGACAGUGAUGACAGUGAAGUGAAGAAGCCUACCAAGAAGACUGGCGGCGUCCAAAAGGGCGGCCCUAUGCUGUACCAGGUUGAUCCCUCGGGCAGCUACUAUCCCUGGAAGGCCACGGCCAUCGGCAAGAGCGCCACCAAGGCCAAGACUUUCCUGGAGAAGCGAUACUCGGAGGAGCUGGAGCUCGAGGAUGCCAUUCACAUUGCCCUCCUGACCCUGAAGGACAACAUCGAGGGCGAGAUGAAUGGUGAUACUAUUGAGAUCGGCAUCGUCGGUGCUCCUGCGGACCACCUUCUGGGUAUUGAUGGUGUUGAGGGAGCUGUUGGCCCCCGGUUCAGAAAGCUGACUCCUCAAGAGAUUGAGGAUUAUCUUACGAGUCUAUGA
Messenger RNA from Ilyonectria robusta, 840 nucleotides. RefSeq names its product nucleophile aminohydrolase. The record is from RefSeq and is a predicted model, not a curated record. The transcript has 5 exons. Gene Ontology annotation, biological process: ubiquitin-dependent protein catabolic process. The coding region runs from base 1 to 840 and encodes 279 amino acids. Gene Ontology annotation, cellular component: proteasome core complex; proteasome core complex, alpha-subunit complex. Lineage: Eukaryota; Fungi; Ascomycota; Sordariomycetes; Hypocreales; Nectriaceae.